AUGGAGUACAACGCAGUCGCUCGUGUCCACGAUUCUCUAACACAGUUUAAAGUCUACGAAGAUUAUCUCGACUCCAAAAUCACCCCAAUGGAUUUAUUUUACUUAAAAAGCAGGGAGUUGGCCCGUACGCUGGUGGAGCACGGCCACAAGGGCACAGUCCUGAGCAGGGAGGAAUUUGAGGAGAAGAAAGCAGCUGCACAGGCUGCGGAGGCUGCGAGGAGCAACACUUUCUACAACAGGAGCCGGCCAAUGACAUUGGCAAGUGCAGGAAAAGAACUCAAAGAUAACUUCCUGCAAGCCCUGGCAGAGCGAGAGGAGGCCAACCGCAGUGGGAAAAUGACUUCGGUCAUUUUCAUAAGGGAUCAUAAUACUCUUGGACAGGAAGUAUCUGGCUACAUAGACUACGCCCACAGACUCAAGACCCAAGAUUUUGAACCAUAUUUCAAUGGAAAGAAAAGGCUCAUGCCAGGACGCUCGGAUUUAUGCUACUACAACUGGAAGACACAGGUGUCCACGUCCAACUCGAGCCCUAACUUUGAGGUGAUUUAUGACGAUCCUAACGGCCUCCUGUUUAAGAAUAAGAGGGACAAAAAGAUCCUGAGUGUGGACCCCUUGUCUGGUCCUGGUGAGGACUCCAACAGGACGUUCCUACGGUCCGACCUCUACAUCCAUGUCGUCAUCUAUGACCACAACAUCAGGACAGUCUAAACUUCAGAGGCUGCUGCCGACACAUUCAUACAUAUGGCACAUAUUGGAGAGCACUGGAAGCCUCUAAUUUGACUGAGUUGCUUUAGUUGCACCAUCAUUUACAAACUGUUCCCCUCAUAUCAUGCAUGCCAUCUGGGUGGAGGUGCUGCAGUGAAAAAAUGGCUUUAAACUAAGGAUUCCCAAAGGAAGAAGUGGAUGGACCAGUGUGACAACUUGGAAGUUUUCUUGCAAAAAGCCUGAGAUUAUAUCUGUUGCUUAGAUUUUGUAACAUUAUCCUCCUCUGAAGCAACAAAAUCAUUUGUUUAAUUAAAUUCUUCUGUAUUCCAUUUAUUGAAGACCAGAACCAAGUUUAGCUCAGUUUGUUUGGUAUUCACCAAGCAGCAGUCUUAGUUAGGGGCAGGAACCUGCUUGGGGACCCCGGGCUUGUCCUAUAGUUUGGCCUGGCAUGUUUUGGGCUGUUUGUCUAAACAAAUUAAAGGCGUAAGAGCUUUGAAAGAUGAUGGGGGUUCCUUUUAUGUCCUCCCCCAGGCUGCGGUAGCUCCAAUUGGACUGGAAGAAUGGGUAAUGGGCUUAAAACAUUCCGUAUGUUCCCAGAUGCAAGGCACACUUUACAGGACAUCAAAGUGCUCUAUCAUUUACAUAUUAGUCAUUCUGUAUGACAUUUUUAAUGGAAGACAACUCUACAAAUAACCUGUUUAAGGAAUCAUUUAGGAAGUACAGAAGACUUUUAGCAACUUGCUCCCUUUUAAUUUCAGGAUUUCAUUUUUUUUGCAUUUGUUAUUGAAACACCUGGUAUGAAUCAGCCGCCCCACAAGAAACAUUUUGCUAACAACAAGCUAACAAAUUACAGGGUCUUUGUUAUUUGUUCAUAAAUGUGUCUGUAGACUCUGCAGACAAAUAGUUGGGGGUAAAACAUUUUUUCCAUUUAGUCACAAGGAAACAUCCUGCACAUGUACCAGCUUUGUGGAGGUAUUUUUGUGCACUUACAACCAUGGAGUACUCAUUUUAUGCUUACAUUUUUACACACUUUUCCCAAUUUGUUUAAUUGCUCAACAAAAUGCCAUUAAAAUAUAGGCAUUCAACGUAGUCCUGCAUUGAUGCACAGUAACAAGAAUUAAGGUUUCUUAUGAUGGUUUCACAACAAUAUUACCUUUCACUGGAACAAUAAUAGUCUUUAAAAGAAUACUUUGACAUUUUUCUGGAAAAUAUGCUUAUUUUCUUUCUGAGAGUUGGAUAGG
This is a messenger RNA of Morone saxatilis (striped sea-bass), 1946 nucleotides long. It is a transcript of the gene cfap299, whose product is annotated as cilia and flagella associated protein 299. Lineage: Eukaryota; Metazoa; Chordata; Actinopteri; Moronidae. The coding region runs from base 1 to 708 and encodes 235 amino acids. The record is from RefSeq and is a predicted model, not a curated record. The transcript is spliced from 6 exons.